This is a messenger RNA of Cylicocyclus nassatus, 580 nucleotides long. The record is from the annotation of a GenBank genome assembly. Lineage: Eukaryota; Metazoa; Nematoda; Chromadorea; Rhabditida; Strongylidae.
AUGACGGACAUUUUCCAGCUGUUGCCAAUCUCCCAUGGCGCUGGUGGUUACUGGUGCGCUGGACAGAACUGGGAACACCACAUAAAAAAGGCAUUUCAGAAAUACUGUGGUUGUGUCGAAUUGAAUCUGGAGUACCAUUCUUGGAUAGAAGAAUACCUCAUCGCAUUCUCAAAGGGUAAGAAGAGAUCAGAUAAAGACUUGUCCACUGAUUCAUUAGAGUUCAGAUAUACGCAGAAAGUCCUUGCUUUCAACUUCGUGAGCCAUAGCUAUGGACUUAUGAAAGGGUGGAUGUCCAUAAGUGCAUUCGAACAGAGACGAGCUCAAAAGCCAUUGAUGUGAGCAUUCUGUAAUUGUGCUACUUACGCUCGAGUUAUCAAUGCUAGAUGUUGCUUUUUCUCACUUUUGUGCAUUUAUAUGGUUUUUUAAUAUCGUUAUCUAAGGGUCGUAGAUUCUUUUCUUUUCUCAAAGAGAUGGUAUGUUAACGUGACUUCACUCACUUGUAAGCAGUAUUUCUAAACACAUAAUGGUCCCUUGUAGAUACUAUUGUCGAUAAUGACUAUGUGGAACAAAUAGAAUUACA